Punica granatum (pomegranate) is the source of this 4113-nucleotide messenger RNA. The record is from RefSeq and is a predicted model, not a curated record. Lineage: Eukaryota; Viridiplantae; Streptophyta; Magnoliopsida; Myrtales; Lythraceae.
CACCAAUAAUUAUAGCCUUCUUGCAUCAUAUAUACAUACAAAGCACUAUACACAAGGAAGAUGAGUUCGCCCAGACCAGGUGCCGACUAUCAAGUGUUUCUGAGUUUCAGGGGACCGGAUACCCGAUUUUGCCUCUACCAUUUCAUGGUGGACGCGGGGAUUCGCGUCUUCAGAGAUAAUGAAGAGAUUCGGCCUGGUGAAAAGAUCCAAGAGAUACUGAGAGCCAUCAACAACUCAAUAGUCUGCAUACCUAUCUUCUCUAAAGACUAUGCUUCCAGCAAAUGGUGCCUACGUGAACUGGCAGAAAUGGUGGAGAAGAAGAAGAAGAUCAUGCCCAUAUUCUAUGAUGUGACCCCCGACGAUGUCAAGCUCAAAACAUGUCUAUAUCGUGACGCCCUGACCAGACACUGGAAAGAAAAGGAGAAGGAGCAAUGGGAAAAGGCACUUAAGGAGGUUGUCGAAACCAGUUGUUCGGAAUCAUCAACAAACAAAGAGGAGAAGGCACUUGUGGAGGUGGUUCAGAUAAAGGGAUGGGAAUUGAAAGAUAACGGCUAUGGUGAAAUAUGCAAAUCUAUCGUCAAAGAGGUACUUGUUAACCUUAAGAUAAGAAACAGAGUUAUAAGUGACCAUUUAGUUGGAAUGGAUGAUCUAGUCGAAACAAUGUCAAAUCAAUUAGACAUCCAUGUGCCUGGCGUACGAUAUGUGGGAAUUUAUGGAAUUGGUGGUUGUGGUAAGACAACUCUUGCCAAGAUUAUGUUCAACCAGCUCUCUGCUUGCUUCGAUGCUUGUAGUUUUCUUGCGGAUGUUCGAGAAUCAUCAAAACGUGGUCUCCUAUAUCUGCAGAAGAAACUAGUUUCUAAUCUUCGAGCAAGACACUCAAGCGAUAUUUCCGAUGUUGAUGAUGGGAUUAAGACGCUAAAAGAUAUAUGUAAAAGCAAGAAAGUUCUCAUAGUUCUUGAUGAUGUGGAUAAGAGGGAGCAAAUUGAGAGCCUAGCUGGGAGUUUCAGUUGGUUUUCCUCCGGAAGUAGGAUAAUUGUCACAACGCGGGAUGUACGUGUCCUCACGGUAGUCCAAGAAGAAUUGGAUGGAGACACUCCCGUGAACACAAAGAUGUCGACUUUGGAAAUGAAAGGACUGGAUUCUGAGCAAGCUCUUCAACUCUUCAGUACCUUUGCUUUUAAGACGGACCAACCUCCGGCUGACUACCUUGAUCUUUCGAAGGAAGUCAUUUCUCUUACUGGACAACUUCCUUUAGCUCUUGAAAUCAUUGGUUCGCAGCUUUUCGAUAAGCGCAAAGUAGAAUGGGAAGAAAAAUUAAGUACUCUAACAAAAAUACCUCAUCAGAACAUCCAAAGAAAGCUAAUGAUAAGCUAUGAAGAUCUAGAAUACCGUACAAAACAGAUAUUUCUUGACAUUGCUUGUUUGCCUGUUAACUUGAAAAAGGCAAAUGCAAUUCCCAUGUGGAGAUCUUACGGUUUGCAUCCGGAGGUGGGGAUUAAAGACUUAAUUUCCAUGUCCCUUAUCAAAAUUGUUGAUGAGGACAAGAUAUGGAUGCAUGAUCUUCUUAGAGAACUGGGAAAAGAAAUUGCUUGCAUGGAGAAUUUCAUAGAUAUCCGAAAGCGCAGUCGUCUCUGGAUUCUUGAGGAAGCCUUUGGGAUACUAAAGAGAAAAGAGGGAAGUGGGAAAACUCAAGUGUUGCAUCUAUCAGAUGAUGGUUGUUUGCAAAAUUACAUCCUUACAUGUGAAAAUUUCAAAAAUCUACGCAAUCUAAGGUACCUUAGGUUGUGCGGGUCGAAUAUUGAAGGAGAUUUUGAGCACCAAUUUCCACGGUUAUGCUGGCUAUGUUGGCAAUCUUGCCCUUCUGAUUUCAAGGCGAAAAAUUUGAAUUUAGAGAAGCUGGCCGUACUCGACCUCUCAAGCAGUCACAUCAGUGAAAACUGGGAAGGAUGGAGCCAAAUUCGAGUUGGAGAUAAUUUGGCAGUUUUAGACCUAUCCAACUGCAAAAGAUUAUAUAGGACACCAGACUUAUCACGGUAUUCAACUCUUGAGAGAUUGAUUCUUAAAGAUUGCUGCUCGUUAUGUCAAUUAGACUGCUCCAUUGGGAAGCUGAAAAGGUUGAAGCACUUGAAUUUGAAUGGAUGUCGGAGUCUUCGAGGCUUGCCUGGAGAAAUAGGUUCUGCAGAAGCUUUGGAAGAGAUCUUCCUAGAAGGCAGCCACAAUAGUUUCACUUUGUUACCAGAAUCGGUCAGUAACUUGACGUCCUUAACGACAAUCGAAGUAGACAACUCUCAUAUCUGUCAACUUCCAGAUAGUAUUGGGCGAUUAGGGAAAGUCACACAUCUCUCGUUGGAGCAAUGUCAUCAGAUGAGGAGACUUCCAAACACCGUUGGAGAUAUAAAAUCAUUACUUGAAUUAGAUCUAUCAUAUACAGGGAUCACAGAAUUACCCGAUUCCCUCGGACGCCUGAAGAAGCUCAAGCGCCUUUCUUUGAUGGCAUGUCCAAACAUUAAAAAGCUUCCAGACUCACUAGGUGAUCUGAAAUCUUUAGUCGAGUUGGAUAUAUCUUCCACACAACUCAUUGAGUUACCCGACUCCAUUGGGAAUCUGGAGGAAUGAAAUUAUUGAAGAUGGAUGGUUGUCACGUGGAGAAGCUACCUAGAUCUAUUGGGAUGAUGAAGAAGCUUGAAGAGCUACAUGCUGAUAGCAGCUCCUUGAAAGGCGAAAUCCCCACUGAAAUAGGCAUGUUGUCUUGCUUGAGAGUCUUGGAGUUAUCAUCUACAAAGAUAUCCUCAUUGCCCUCUGAAAUUAGUCAGCUCUCUUCUCUCCAAAAAGUCUCUUUGAGAUGUUGCCAUGGACUAGAAGAUUUGCCGAGGCUUCCCAUUUCGUUGUUAACGUUACAGGUCAUGUCAUCGGCAUUGAGGACGGUCCCUGACCUCUCCGGACUGAAUAACCUCACUGAUUUACUCUUGCUCGGUUAUAUCCAAGGGUAUCAGUUUAGUCAAUUAAGCCAAUCUGCAGAAUCAAUGAAUCCGAGUAGAUGGAUGAGGAAUGAGUGGACGGUGAAAAGAAGAAUUGGUCAGAUUAUCAAUCUACCGAAACUGGAGAAUCUAGUGCUCCAGCUUUCGAAUGUUACCAGCUUACCAGUGGAGAUAGGUGCUUCUCAAGUACUCAAGUUUCUCGUAGUGGGUGGUCCACAAUUACGGCACAUCCCUCAGCUUCCGUCCAGUCUCUCCACUCUGGUUUUCUGGUGCUUGAAGUUGAAUGGGAAGCAGCCAUGCCUUUCAAACUUGAAAAAGUUGACAUCUCUAGGUUUCCUCGAGUGUUCGAUAGGAGAAGAUGGUUUGGAAUGUCUGGGAGUUGGAGAACUCGAGCAACUGGAAACACUCAGUAUUUACUGUGACACGACAGAUCUUACUGGUCUUCAGCUCCCGCCAAAUUUGCAGAAACUGUAUGUAGUUGACUGCGCUUACGUGAGGAGAUUACCGGAUCUUUCACACUUGAAGAAUCUGAAGUUGUUGAAAUUGCAAAACUGCAAACAACUCGCGGAGAUUCCAGGCCUUGGAGAGUUAGAACCGUUGCCAAAAAUAUCUAUUGUUUCGUGCGAUUCAUUGGCAAAUCAGGAGAUAAGAUCAAAUAUGCCAGAAGAGACCUUAUAACGGGCAAAGCGGAACACAGGGGAUUAUGAUUAUCCACCCCAAAGACCCCAAAGCAGAACGCAGUUCCACCACGUCGAAGAGCCACAAAAUGCAAAACCAGAGCAAAUAUAUGCGUCUCUUCGACAUGUUGAUCUGAAGAAAUGAACUGUGGCAAAAGCAGACACUGCCUCCAGCAGAUUCAUGAGACCAACAAGCAAGCUUGCCGUUGAGUUGAAUCUUCUUAACAAUACAAUACAGAGAAAUUUGCUUUGCUAUGAGUAUGACUUGUAAAGUAAAGUUAGUAAAUUUGCUUGGUAACGUCAAAGUCCAACGUAAGUAUUAUAUUUAUAUUUAUAUUUAUAUAGAUAUAUAAUAUAUUGCAGAGUGAACAAGGGAAGUAGCGACGACAGGUAAAGCGAUAUAUAUAGUUCAUGAAUGAUAUAUACAUAUAAGGGUUGGGUUUGAUGUUCAAUUCAUG